This is a messenger RNA of Blepharisma stoltei, 5207 nucleotides long. The record is from the annotation of a GenBank genome assembly. NCBI's taxonomy places the organism in Eukaryota, Ciliophora, Heterotrichea, Heterotrichida, Blepharismidae.
AUGGAAGACAGGGUUAUGGAGAGUUCAAGUUUCAUUGAGAAGGAUGCCGAAGCUGGCGAAACAGACACAAAGCCCAUACUAAACAUGACAUCUUCCUUAAAAAAGCGGCAAAAAGAUCUCGAAAGCAUAAGCAGGCAAAAAGGACAACUGACUAUUGACGAUAUUGAACUUGUUGAUCAAGAGCUUGAAGCAAUUGAAAAAAAGCUUUCCGUCGUGGAAAAAGACCUUGAGAGGUCCCUAGAAGCAACUCCUGUAAACGUGAAAGGUGUUUACAUAUCAGUUAUCGUUUCCCUAAUUUUCAUAGUUUUGAGCAUCUUUAUCAACAGAGUCGACAAGUCCUCCCCAGUAAGUCUCACAAUUAUUGAUUUUUUCGAAAAUACCGUGUGAGCCGGCAACCCAAACAAAUAUUUCAAUGACAUUGAGUCGCUGACUGACUUAGACACAUAUUACAGGAGAGUCCUGUUCCCUGGUGCCUUUACUAACGAAUUUAUAAACAAAUAUAAUUAUGUGGUCGGGCUCAGGCUUUCCCUUAAAAGAGCGAUCCUAAAAGAGAAUCCUUUUUCUGAAUAUGAAGAAGCUGUCAGAUGGGUCAGAAAAGACCCUGAUUUGGGAGCUGGAGACUCCAAUUCUGACGGCGAAGAGAAAAAUGAUUUAGGGAUUUUUAACUAUUCCAGUGGAGGAGGCUUCAGAGAAGCAGGUGCCUAUUUCGAGCUUUUUUGUAACCUAACCUUGCAGGAUGCUUUGGUGAGAUGAAGAGUAAUGAAGCCGAUUUGACUGAGCCCAGACUAUUUUGUGAGCAUCACCGCAGAACUGUUAGUUCAAAAUUCAAAUAUGAUGACCACGUUGUAUUAUUAUCAAACAAUUGAGCGAACCAGCUCAGGGAGUUUUUCGUGCACCAGCGACUCCGUUGGGAUUUUCCCUGAAGCUUAUGAAAGUUGGACUCCUGAAUCAAAAAUUGUGGUCAUUUUAGGACUUAUUUAUAUUGCUGGUUUUCUCUUGCAGAUUUACAAAUUCGUUCAAAGUAUUAUAAGGAUCUGCACAACGCUUUGGACAAAGCUGAAACUAGAUAUAGCUUGGCAUGAGUAUUUGGAAAUAGUUACACUACUGCUAGUUAUUACCUCUAUCUCCCUAUUUCUUCAAAACGUGAUCGGGAAUAUUGGUAAAUUGCAAAUCCCCAUAGAUUCUGAAAGUCAGUUCAGCGACUUCGUGGUUUAUUGCCAAAAUUUUAAGAUUCUGAUAAGAGUUACCGCAGUGGCUACUCUUUUGAUCAUUUUCAGGGUUCUGGUCAUUUUAAAGUCUAAGUUCCCAUCCUUUGGGGUGCUUUUCGAUACCAUCAACAUGGCAAAGAACGAUAUCAUGAAUUUUGGGUUUAUUACAAUCCUCCUUAUUAUUGCUUUUUCGCUUUCAGCAUUUGUAGGGUUUGGAUUAACGACAAAUUCCUUUUCGACGUUCGGCACUGCAAUGUCAUCUCUUUGGUCAGCGCUGCUUGCGAUAGAAAUAAUUGAUGAAAUGACGGUAGGCAACUAUAGUAUUGCAGGGGUAUUUUAUAUUGUUUUUAUUUCGCUUUUUUAUUUUAUCAUUUUAAAUACAUUCCUUGCCAUUGUUCUGAGUGUGUACACAGAACUAAGGAGUAGGUCUCAGCUGCUCCUUGAAGCCAGAGCUCGCAUGCUGACUGAAGACAGCAAUGCUUUUAUUGAGAUUCUUCUGAAUUUUUUACUACUCAGAAUAAAAAACACCUUAGAAGAAGAUGCCAUUGAAUAUCAGACUCUUUCAGUGAAAUCUACCACAAACGCCCAGGAACAAGAAGAAAUAAAUGAUCGCAUGAGGAGGCUUGAAAACACAAUUUUACUUCAAAGCCAGCAAAAUAUCUUUAGCAUAGUAAAAUACAACUUUGGGCAGCUCCAACUUGCACUUAGAGGGGCAGGCUCUUCCUUAUUGACUAGAGAGCAGCUAUCACUCAAGCUAAAAAAUACGAUUAGGACAAUGGAGCAAGAAAAGGCGAAAAACGAAAUCUUGAAGAAAGUAAGGGAAAAUGAAGUAAAUUACAAUUUCAAACUCUUUGUCGAAAUGAUUUUGUAUAUAAUUUUUAUCAUAAUUUAUGUGAUUGCAGCCAAAUAUAGGCUGAGGAUUGAAGAAUCUUUUGCUCUGAACUCGCUAGUUGCUGACUCUUUAGCAGUGCCUAAAUUUGUAUAUAGUAGCACCAAUGUCACUUUUUAUGAUAUUAAUAAUGCUGAGUCUGCAUAUGAGUUUUUGCAGCAAAUAAUGGUCCCUUACAUAGAAUCGCAAACUGUAGCCGUCCAAAAUCAUUUUUUGACGAGCCCAAAGGUUCGUGUUACGAUGAAUCGGUACAAGCUCGAUAAAAAUGAUAAUUCUUUUUCAAACUCUGUGAUAAAAAAUGCCACAAGCUAUCCUCCAGAAUAUAAUCAUGAGAACCUUCAAGGACUAUCGACUCUAACUAAAUUCAGAUAUAUUAGUUCUGGGACAAAAGAGACUUUUAAAAAAGAAGGCGGAUGUACCUACGAACUUUUCAAUUCGCAAGAUAUCCAGCAAGCAUUUAUAAAUUCAAAGGCAGAUGGCUUUGUAGGAAAUGAAACAAAUGUAUUUGCCCUUGAAUGAAUCACUUACAACAUAAACAUGAACAUGUUUGUUUAUGCUUAUAUAUCUUUUACUCUUGAUGUUUCUGGGAAGAUCUCACCAAGCCUUUCUUCAAAAACUGUUGAGCUGGAUGUUUAUACUCAGCAAUUUCAGAUCAGAGCUGUGCUUGAUGUCAUUUUCCUCUUAUUCAUAAUUUAUUUUAUUUGCCAGUUUGGCUAUGAAUGACUUAAAAUCAUGAGGAAGUUAGCUGGAGAAAGAAAAAGGAUUCUCAGAGGGAAAAAAGCAGUCAGAGACGUGCUAAAUAAACUCAAAGGCAAUAAUAAUGAAGAAAAUAAGGCAGGAAUGGGGAUUAUAUUUUCAAGUUUUGGGAAAAAGAUCAGGAGAGGGCUUGUGUGAAUUAUUUUUACAGUCAAGCAGCUUUUCCAGUCUUUGAUAAUAUUUUUGAAGAUGGACAUGUUUAAACUUCUUCAGCUCAUCUCUGUGAUUUUAUCAGUUAUUCAAUUAGCCUUUCUUGCAACACUGAUGUCUAAUGAUUUUGUCAGAAAUUAUAAAAUUGGGGAUGAUUGGGAAAACUCAAUUGGGGAAUUUAGCGAGAUUAGUGAUUUGUAUACUCAAUAUGAAAUUAUUACUUGCUUCAACUGCUUGAUCAUAUUUCUCAGAUUUCUCGAAUACUUUGAGUUCAGCAAGCAGCUAUCGCUCUUGACCGACAUCUUGAGUUCUGCCAAGCUUGAUCUAAUCUUUUUUAUAUUGAUGUUCUUCAUCGUGAUCAUAGGCUACACAAUAAUGGGGUAUUUAAUUUUCGGUCAAGCCAUCACAAAUUUCCGUUUAUUCAACUAUUCCCUUUUUUCUACAUUCAGCGUGCUUGUAGGACAGUUUAGUGUUAAUCAGAUUAUAUCAGCUGAUGGAAAAAUAGGGAUGCUAUGGUUUCUCACACUUAGCAUCAUCUUUAAUUUGUUGCUGCUAAAUAUUUUUAUAGCAAUUAUUUAUGCCCACUAUAACACUGGAAAAGAUAGCAGAAAAAUGCAACAAAUUGGAUUUUUCAAAAAAAUAAUUCUCAUACUCAAAGCUAAGUGACAGAGAAAAGAACUAAUGGAAUGGGAGGAUGCCGGUGACGAUAAAGCCAAAGAAAAGGACAGCCAAGACACCCCUUCUGAAGGAGAGCUACCAAAGACUUCUGAGAAUCUAGACUAUGAAAUAGAAACAGUCAAGCCUGUGAACUAUACUGUGAAUGCGUGAAUAAGGGUUUUGGAAGAAAGUUUAUUAGAAAAGAGCAACGGCAAGAUCAACCUCCCCAACCUCAAAGAAGAGAACGUAUCUGCAGAAAAAGUCGUUCUGCCAGCCAUGCUCCAAGAAGUUGUGUUUGUCGAAGAGAAUCAAUGACUGCAAGAAGAUGCGCUGGGAAAGCUCAAAAUCUGGAGACAGUUGUCCAUUUUGCAUAACGAUUAUUUAAGGCGAAAAAUCGAAAAAGCCAUCCAAGAAGGUCUCGAACCUCCAGAGUCUUCUGAACUUUCUAAUCGGCAAAUGCAGCUGUGGGACAUAACUCCUCCAAGAGAUAAGCUGACCAUGUGAAUGGGAGAAGAGUCCUUCCAGAAUGAAGAGCGUGUGCUGGUAUGGAAUGCUGCAGUUUUUGAUCGGACGAGGUUUAGCAGUGAUGCAGAAGAAUGAAGCCCAACAAUUCAAAGACAUGUAUGGGUAUCCCUUGAAGACAAAGACAAAAGGGCAUUUGCAAAAAAAUGGAUUGGAGAUAUCAAAUAUAUUGUAAAAGCCUACAAGUCAGCAAGGGAUCCUAUUGCGUAUUUAUUGAAACAAGAAUGGCUUGAAAGCGACAAAAGAAUGCUGCUAUGGAUAAGCAUGUCUAAGAAUGAAAAAGCCAAAAUCGCAUUAUACCUAAACCAGUCCAAUAGAAUUGAAGCAGAGAUUAUAGCUUAUCUGCUUCUUGAAGAAAGGGAUAAUAAUGUCUUCGCUUUAGACGACAGCGAUGCUACAAUAACAAGCCUUCUGGACUCCAAAUUAUACGAUAAACUCUAUGAGUGCGCUGUUUUCCAAGCAGAGAACAAUGCAGCACAGACUUCAAGUGAAAGGGUAGACGAAACAAAGGGGGAAAUCAAAAAUUUGAAAAAUUAUAACGUCCACCUCGAAGAAGACUUAAAAAAUUACAAGAAACAGAAUAAAUACUUACUCCCCCCUCCGUGAGUGAUCAAAAAAUUUUGUUCACUCACGGAGGGGGAUUAAUUUUUGUUUUUAAAAUAAUUUAUAUUUAAAUUUUAUAAAAAAUAUAUUUUUUUCGAAAUUUAAAAAAAUCCUAAUUUGCAAAAAUUGGAAAGCAAAUCUUAAUUUAAUUUAUAAAAUUUAUGUUUUAAAAAGCAAUUCGUUUAAAAUUAAACAGAAUCAGCUCUAGAUUUCAUUAUACUAAUUAUCAUUUAUAUAUCAAAUUUUUUUCCAUAAAAAAUUUUUUCUAUUAAAAAAUUUUUGUUAACUCACGGAGGGUGGGUUUUUUUUUUGGCAAGAAAUGGCGAUUUUUCUAAUGGUUUUGUUCACUCACGGAGGGGGGGGAGUUAAAAGAAAAAGCAAAGAAACUAAGAGAAAAAUGCGAAAAACUGAUGAGAGCAUAA